AUGAAAAUCUCCAGGGUAAUUAUCCAAUUUCGGACAAUCUAUACUAAUAUUCGCCAGCAAAUGAAACCAUCUGAGCUCUACGAUCUGCGGGUUAACAAUGGUCAAUUAAUCAAUGACGACCAUCAGCGUAAGAUCAUUAAACAGAUGGAUAUAGUGUACGAAUCAUUGGCUAAUUAUUCACCGCCUUCACAAAAUAUGGUUCUUAAAUUCUUAGGCGGGUUGAAUACUCCUCCAAAUGGUCUUUACUUGCAUGGGUCAGUUGGAUGUGGCAAAACCAUGUUGAUGGACUUGUUUUUUUCUUGUUGUGAAGUAAGUACCUAAUCAUUGGAUCAUUUAAUAAGUAUUGAAAUAUUCACUAAAUAAAAUAAUUAUAUACUUUAUAUUAUUGUAAUAAAACAAACAUAAUUUUUGUAGAUGGAAAAAAAACGAAGAGUACAUUUUGACGAGUUUAUGUUGGACAUUCAUAACAGAGUACAUAAAUUAAGACUGAGUAGUAAGGAUAACUUUGAUUCUAUACCAAUGGUGGCUGAUACAAUACUAGAACAAUCGUGGUUACUUUGUUUUGACGAAUUUCAGGUAUUUCCAAAAGAAUUGAAUUAGAUAUUUAGUAGUAGAGAUAUCACCCUUUUUGUGCAACAUUUUAUUUGUAGGACUAUCAUACAUGAUUCUUGCCAGGUGACUGAUAUAGCAAAUGCAAUGAUAUUGAAAAGGUUAUUCACUGAGCUAUUUAAUAGAGGUAUGAUAAUGGUGGCGACCAGUAAUCGUAAACCAGACGAUCUGUAUAAAAAUGGGCUGCAACGGUUUUUGUUCUUGCCAUUUAUACCAGUACUGAAACAACAUUCAAAUAUUCUUAAUUUGGAUUCAGGUAUCGAUUAUAGAGUUAUAAGAACAAAAAAUGAAUUCAAAUCAUAUUUUGUGUAAGUAAAUUACCUAUACAAAUAGUAAUAUUUUUCAAUAAAAAAGAAUUGUAAUAUUAUUAAGUUAGAUGAAAAACUAAUUAAAUUAUUUUUUAUAUCUAGUUGAAUUAUGUAUUUCUAGAAACAAUUUAUUAUAAAAUGACACACCUUUUUUCAUAAUCUCUUUUUCUAUAUAGGCAAAAUAUUGAUGUCAAAAAAGAUUUUGAUGAUGCUAUUAAAAGAUUUACAAAUAAUGAAAAUGAUACAGUCCGACCAAGAACAUUAAUUAUCAUGCAAAGGAAUCUAACAUUUCAAAGAGUAUGUGGACAAAUCUUAGAUGCUACUUUUGAAGAGCUUUGUGAUCGAGUAAGAUUAUACAAUUAACACAAAUAAAUUAAAAAUAUAAAUGUCUAAAUAUUUCACUAUUUUUCAGCCUUUGGGUGCCGUAGAUUACUUAUAUUUAUCACAAAUGUUUCACACUAUAGCUAUUAGAAAUGUUCCUCAAUUGGAUUUGGAUUCAUUAUCUCCUAUGAGACGUUUUAUUACUCUUAUUGAUACACUUUACGAUAAUAAAGUAAUUUUAUUAAAAUUAUGUUUUUAAAACUUACUAAUUAAAUUUUUAUAUUUUAGGUGUGUGUUUUAAUAUAUGCAGACAAACCAGUAAAAGAACUAUUUGUUGCUAAAAAAUCGGGUGGAUUAGGAGAUGAUCAGAUGGUCCUUAUGGAUGAUUUAAAUUUAAAUUCUGAAUCAGUAAUGAAUUUAAUAUACUAUGACCUUAAGAGGAUAUUGUCAUAUUUGCACAACCUGUCUUUUUAUUAAGACAGCAAAUUUGUAUUCGUUAGAACUAAUUUUGUGUUGAUAGUUUUAAAACCAAAUUGUACUGAUCUAUUAUUUUACUUAAAUUAAAAAUAUUGUCUGCUUCUACAUCAUUUUUUUCAAAAUUUUAAUUUUUAAACGAGAUAUGAAUAUGUGAAUUAUCAUAGUUUAAAAAUACUUAUAUCUUAUUUAAAAAUUUAAACAUCAAACAUACUUUACAUUUUAUAAGUAUUCUUAUUUUUAAAAAAACGGUAAAUUCACUCUAAUACAAAACUUACAACACAAAAGGUUCUACUGAACACAAAUGUUUUAUUGUGUGCACUUGUAAGACAGGCACACACAUGCGAAUAUGACAUCCUCUUAAUAUAUUUUAAAUAUCUUUUCAACCGUUCAUAACAUUUAUAAUUACUUAUUUUUUGUAGACUGAUAUUAAAGCAAAUGUUUUUACUGGUGAUGAAGAAAUAUUUGCAUUUGAUCGAACAGUAUCAAGACUUAUGGAAAUGCAAUCCAGCGAUUAUUGGAAAAAUAACCGUUCAAAAUUAUAA
Messenger RNA from Cinara cedri, 2257 nucleotides. The record is from the annotation of a GenBank genome assembly. Lineage: Eukaryota; Metazoa; Arthropoda; Insecta; Hemiptera; Aphididae.